This is a messenger RNA of Bombyx mori (domestic silkworm), 5318 nucleotides long. RefSeq names its product hyaluronidase. Bases 333 to 2102 code for a protein of 589 amino acids. The transcript has 7 exons. Gene Ontology annotation, biological process: hyaluronan catabolic process; carbohydrate metabolic process; defense response. The record is from RefSeq and is a predicted model, not a curated record. NCBI's taxonomy places the organism in Eukaryota, Metazoa, Arthropoda, Insecta, Lepidoptera, Bombycidae. Gene Ontology annotation, molecular function: hyalurononglucosaminidase activity.
CAGUCAACUCCGCGUCCUCACGUAAAGUGCACGCCAUUUUUGGUGUAAAUUGGCGGGAAAUCUUAUAGUUCGGACGAGCCAUUUUGUAUUUUUUUUGUUGUGUUUCAAUUUUUAAAAAUCUUAUUUUAUACCUCCCUUUGUUCGCGUGUUGAACGUGACUGUUUUUUAACGAAUUAAUGGAAUGAUGAUUUUUGACCAUUUAUGCUUAAGUCCGAUUCGAGCCUAGUAUUUUUAUUUUAUUUUAUGGAGAAAGAUUAAAGGACUUGACUGACAUUGACUGAUAUGUAAUGAUAAUUACCUUUUAAAAAAAACGAUAGAUUUAGUUUGUUAUAAUGAGAUGUUUGCUGUUCAUUAUUUUGGCGGGAAGUGCUGUUAAAUGCGACGAGAAUAACUAUUUCGUCGUUGAAAUGACAGAAGACCAAACGUUUGAAACGAAAAAACCGUUCUACGUCUACUGGAACGUGCCAACAAUGCAGUGCAGAAGCAAGAAGAUCCCGUUCGAAGAUCUGUUCGAAAAGUUCGGGAUACUUCAGAACGAAAACGACAGUUUCCUGGGAAAGGCCGUCUCCAUCCUGUACGAUCCCGGGCUUUUCCCGGCCCUGCUCACCAACGAAACCAGCGGUCAGAUAAUAUUCCGCAACGGAGGAGUUCCACAGGAGGGCGACUUGGCGAAGCAUUUGGAGGUUUUCAGGAGGAAUUUGGUGCAAUGCGUACCUGACGAAGAUUUUAGUGGAGUCGGCAUUAUCGAUUUCGAAUCCUGGCGGCCGAUCUUCAGGCAAAACUUUGGCGCUUUAGUUCCAUACAAGGACGUGUCGUAUGAGAUAGAAAAGAAACUUCACUGGUGGUGGCCCAAGCAAUGGGUGCAGACUGAGGCAAUACAACGCUUUGAAGAAUCAGCGCGGACCUUCAUGCAGAGGACGCUCUUAGUGGCGAAAGAGAUGAGGCCUAACGCGCAGUGGGGAUACUACGGGUUCCCGUACUGUUUCAACAUGGCCAGCAACAACAUGAAGGAGUCUUGUGCCGAAAAGGUUCCUGAGGAAAACGAUAGGCUACAUUGGCUGUGGUCAGAGAGCACCGCUCUGUACCCCUCGAUAUACAGCUCGCGGGAUCUGACGUCAUCCCAACUGUCCCGGAUGAUCCGAGGACGUAUUAAGGAGGCCCAGAGACUCAAUAGGAAUGACGCGCCGGUGCUGCCUUACUUCUGGUUCCGCUACAGAGACGGCGGGUACAUGACUGAAGAAGACCUCAAUUCGGCCCUGCAAGCGAUAUACGCCUCGAACGCCUCAGGGUUCAUAGUGUGGGGCAGCUCCAACGACGUCAACACAGUUAAAAAAUGUCACAAUUUACGUGAAUAUCUCGAGGGCACGUUGGGGCCGGCCAUAGCCAAAUAUACCGGGUCACAAAUCAGAAACGUCCCAACAGAAGACGUCGACACUACAACCACAGCCUCCAGCACAGUCUUAGCAAAUUACGACCCGGACUACCACUGGGAUCCUCCUGACAACUACGAACAAAACAUUCAAAAAUACGUCAACGAUGAAAUGAAAAACAAAACUGGAUACGACAAAACGAACGCCAGCUUCCCAUUACAUAGCUAUAAUGAUAACGCACUUAUAAAUAUGAUACUUAAUAACUUUAUCACUAAUGACAGUGAUGUGAACAAUGACAGUUCGAUAAGUAACGUGACGAGCGCAGGUCACGCGAGCACGCAGACCGCUGACACUGACAUGACAACUGUCCGGUUGGAUACAACGCAAACUAAUGAGUAUUAUGCUUCGUUCAAUGAUAAUACAACAGAAAUACUAGAUAACACAGAGAGCACAACAGUAGAAGGAACAAAUUUACAAGAUGUAACAACAAAUGAUGUAUUUAAAUUCUUCAAUGAAGACACAUUCAAUGAAUUCUCAAGCAAUAACACGCUAGAUACUGAUACAGAAACUAGUGACGUCACAGAAGAUAAUUAUCCCAAAGAAUUAGAUGUUUCUAGAAAGGAUACGGACAGCGAUCCAACCACGGCGCCACCUAACAGUCAGGUGUCGGGUACUGCUUCAGUCAUCGGUCUGGGACGCCUUCUGUAUAUGUCUGUGUUUUUAUUUGUGUAAGGGUACAGGGAAAUAAAUGGUCGAAGUAAAAAAUCGGUUGUCUGUAAAGUCGGUUUACUGACGAUAGUUGAACGUGACAACGUCAUAAGAAAAUACUGAUGGAAUGGUUUCAUUUUUCAAUUAUCGCAAUUAUCGUUGCUAUAAACAAUUGACACCACAUUCACUUUUCACUGAACUUCAUACUUGACGAAAACAUGUAAAUUUAUUAUUGUAUAGCAGCUGUCCACGCGGAUGCAUCGCUCACUCAAGUAGGAGAGAGACAGAUGUCGAACGCUGCCGAACGCGGAGGCCGAUCGUGCCUCUUUGUCGCUCGUUGCGCGCUCUCGCUUGCACUUCAAGCCUUAAAUGGAACGCCUCAGAGCGAGGUAACGCCGCAUGAGUCAGGUUUUUUCGUGCGUACAGCCGGUUCCAUCGAAUUAUAAGACGUUGUCACAUCAAAAAUUGAACAAGACUGUAAUAUUUUUUCCAGCAGUACAGACAAUCAUAUUUCCUGUGCCCUUUGCCAUUUUGUAGCACAUCACCCGAUAUCAGAAGUAUAAAGUCGGAUAGCCAUGACAUUAGCUUUUCAAACUCGAUACUUUAGUUAGUUCAUUAAGUUAAUUAAAUAAGAAUUUUUUUAUCUAGAGGUCUAGAUUACAAAAAGAAAAAUAACUUCUUCAUAAGUGUUAUUUACAAAAUAACAUAUGCGACCUUAUGCUUGGGAUAUUAUUUGGGCUCUUGUGGGUACUUACUCUGGGUGUUGUUAACAAAACAUUCACAUCUUAUAUUUCUAACAAUGCUCGACGACUUAUUGAUUUGCCUAAAACGAAAAAUCCUUUCAAAAGUAUUUUUAAAUGCAUUUUUCUUUUGGGUUAAAUGGAAAGUUUGUGUUUGUACAAACUAUUUCCGAAUUUAAAGUUAGUUACAUUAUGUAUAAGAAUGUGUGUGUGUUUCUUUACGCCAAAUCUCCACUUUGAAUUAAAGUUUUAAGAAAACUACUUAACAUUACAUUACGAUUCAUUCGGUCAACAAGUACUCCUCAUCGCCAUGUUAAAUGUAAUCUCAAAAAUAUUACAACGCUAAUUCGUAUUAUGAGUUUUUCUCAUAGCUUGUAACUUAGGACGGAAUUAAUUUGGAAGCAGAUCAGCGCCAUCUAGUAUCAGUAUGAUGUAACCGCGUCAGUCGCAUACAGACUGCGAUGCAAAACAUUAGAAUAACAAAUUAGUCAAUCUAUUCAACAAUACGUGACGCCUUAUGUAAAUCGACGAGUAUCUAAACAUUCGCAUUGGGUAGGUAUUUUUUAAUGCGAAUAGGCACGUUCAGUGUGUUUAGUGCGGUUUUUUAACGUUCUAGAUCGCGUAAAAGUUAGCUCAAUGUAUGGAAUUGGAACAGCGCCCCUAGCGGCAAACGUAGGCAAACAGUAUUUACGACAAUUUUUAAUACUCGUCAGUUUUCCGCGUUGCAACUGUUUUUGGCGCGAAUCAAAGAACUGUAGCUUGAAAUCGUUCAACUGACUCGUGAAAUUUGCUGCAAGCGAAAAUGGAUUUCACUCUAGAAAAAUUAUACAAAACGCCGUAUCUUCUUCUGUUUAUAAAAAAAGAGAUUUUCUACAUAAGAUACUACUGAACAUAUGUUAGAAUAUAUACAAAGCAUCUUACAAGCUAUUAGAAGGAUUGUUCGCCGAUAGUCUAAAGGUAACAAAAAAAACCUAUGUAUUUUUUUGUUUUAUUUUCAGAUGAUUUUCUAAUCUAAAAUGUAAAUACAUAAAACUUAAUUAAUUAAAUUUAAUAUUAGUAAAUUGAAUAAUGACAAAGUAAUGAUUACUAAUUUUAUAGGUCACCAUUAACUUGGUACAUUUAAGCUUUUGACCUUUGACACAAACACCUUUUUUUGUUUUCGCCUUGUUGGGUUAAUAACUUUGAUUACAGUUUAGUCCAGGGAGGACCCGUUUUGUGUCAAAGAUACUUGUUAUCAGGGACGUCUUAAACUAGGAUGGGGCCCUUGGGCACACAAGAAUUUGACGCCCUUUUGGAAAGUAAAAAAGCGAAUUAUAAUAACAUUUUUUUACUGAGUAUGACCAUUUAUUAUAGGUAAUCAAAUACAGUAUGAUAUAAUAUGUCAUUAAUGAUAUUAGAAUGCUACUGGUUUUUUGGUUACGAUUUCGAUAACGGUUUCUUUCGGGAUUUCUGUUGAGCAAAAUCUUCUAUUAUAGGCAUAGUAUAUGCCUUGUAAAUACCUUCUGAUUACUGAUUUGUGAAAAAAGUGUAAUGUGCCCGACAAAAAUGUUUUGAGAAUAAGCGUGUGAAAGAAAUUGUCAUUCCGAUGCUCAUCAAAAUGAUAAACUCUUAAAAAUCACGUUCCAAAAUUUUCUAUAAAUCAGCUAAGAGGUCAACGAUCUAGAGUCACACUUUUGCGAUACACUGCGGGCUCGAAAAAUAUCAAUUUACUAAAACGUUAUGUAUUUACGCUUAGUACAAUCAAUCAUAACGUUUUAAAUUAGGCUAAUAACUUACUUUUAAUGUAGCCAAGAGCGGAUCCAGCUUUGGUGCCAGGAGGGGGUCACAUAAUCAUGGUCAAGUCUAGAACUUAUAAUUUAAUUUUGAUAACAAUAGAUACAAGUAAAAAGUAGGUAUUUUAUUUAUGUACGUAAGUACUGUACUUAAAAUUAUUUAUUCUUUAUUGUACACUUGAAAAACUUAACACAUAAUAACUUGUACAUACACACGUACAUAUUGUCAUCUUCUCUUGAAGAAAUCCAGAGAAGCACUAUCACGCCCGGAAUGAGGCAGCUUAUUUAUAUUCCAUAACCGUGGUCCUAAAAUCAUUAUGUUCAAUAUGUGGUCCACCUAGGUCCUGGAACCAGAUCAGGGGGGGUCAUGACCCCCAUGACCCCCCCCCCUGGAUCCGCCCUUGAAUGUAGCUUAAUUACACCCUGUAAGUGUAUUUGUUUUUAAUUAAAUUGUAUAAUAUCGUCGCUAAGCCAACAUUACCGCGUAAGUUAAAUUUAUGAAGUUUCCAGUACAACCAAAUAUGAUUGAAUAUUUUCUAGAGCUUUUCCAGUAAUAGGUGUGUGUUUCUCCUAUAAGCAUACGACACGCUUUAGCUAAAACUAAACUCAUAUACGCGGUGCUGUUAGCGGCGAUGAUGCGACAUAUCUGUGAUAAAUAGACAUAUUUAGUUUGACGUACUUAUUGUUAUGCAUUAAUUUUAUAAGUAGAAAAUAAAAUAUAAAAAUAA